UCUCGCAGUUUCCUUGAUGGAAGUGGAUCGUCCUAGCGGACGCAGCAAAAGACAACGGAAUACUUUAAAAGCGCAGACUUUGAACACGGAUGGGUAACAAAGGGAAGGAUCCAUAACCAUGGUGCGUGACGCACCAUCAUCUGCAAACAGCUCAUGGAGAAGGCAGCCGAAAGGAGAGUUAAGCCAAACUCAAAGAGAACGGAUGUCUGAAAGCGCAGCAUCGCAGCGGAACUGAUCAUUGUAUUGCCCAAAGAAGGAUAAGAAAAUUCAAAAAUGUAUUCCUUUGGAACGAUGAAGAGUCAAACUCCCCAGGUUGCAUCAGCCCGUCAGACCUCACAAGUUGCUCAUCAUCUGUCCCAAGGUUCAUCUGCAGUUUGGUCUGCAAACACCAUGCAACAGUGCAUGGUGAACUCAGGGGUCCAUGGGCUACAUGGAACUAAUUUCACACUGCAGAAUGGGACAAGCCAAAGCAGAAAUAUGACAAGGUUGCAGAACCCUGAUCCUACAUCAUAUAAGGGGAACUCGGAAGUCCAAGUGUCACAAAGCACCAAUCUGGCAUUCCAGAAUGAAGCAAACCAUAACAGACAGUCUAACCGCUUGCAGAGCUCUGAUCCUUCUCAUUAUAUGGGUAACUCAGGAGUCCAACCAUCACAAAGCACACAUUUUGCAUUGCAGAAAGGAGCAAACAAUAACAGACAGAUGAAAAGCUUGCGAAGCUCUGAUACUCCUCAGUACAUGGGAAACUCAGGAGUCCAAGUGUCACGGAGUUCAUAUUUUACCUCGCAGAAUGGUGGAAACGAUAGCAGACCAAUAAUGAGCUUGCAGAGCUCUGACUCUUCUGAUAUACCAUCACAGUUUAAAGAGGCUUCACAACAAAUAGAUCACAUCCUCCUUAAAAUGAUCCUUAGCCAGCCACAGUAUACAGUAAACAAAUUCCAGGAUGGAAGUGUCUCUGUGCCGACAACCUGUAUACCUGGGUCAGCCACUAUGCAAAAUCCUCUGCACUAUUCUUCAAACCAGAGUCUACAUAGUCCUGUUGACACAAAUGACACUUAUAGAAAUCCUAACACAGCUAAUUUCUGCAAUCGACCAGUGUAUUUUGAGGCAGAGAGGAAUAGGACUAGAAAUGCUUCCCUUCUUGAACAGCACAGGGCCCAGCAGGCCAUGCAUGGAACUCCAAAUGGAGAGAUGACCAAAGCUAUAUCGUCAUAUACAUCUACUACCUUGAAUGCUUAUGAGGAGAUGGUCAACACAAACAUCCCAGGAUCUGCAGCCAGUAGUAAUAAUCAGGCUCAGGGUGGUCCAACCCAGAUCCAUAGACAAAGUUUUUCUACGGGUGGAUACUCUCAAAACGUCUCGCCAAGUUGUCAGUCAUUUGGGAACAACAGUGUUGGUACUCAACGCAUGUCCUCAAAUCCACAGGGCAUGUCAGUUUCUAACAUGGGUAAGAUAUCUCGGCAACCUUCAAAUAGAUGCAGUCCUUCAUACAACAACUAUGGGGGUUUCAGAAGCAUUAAUUCAUUGAACCAGUGUGAAAUGAAAAGUUUUCAAUCAAAAAGAAUCAAGUGUUCUUUAAGCCCUGAUACUACACCUCAACAAAUGCACAGGCAAAAUAUACAUGCAGAAAGUACAAAUCAGUCCUAUGCCAGCAAACCCAAUCCUCCCUAUUGGUCACAUGUCUCUCCAACAACUAAUAAAAAUGUCCAAACUAAGAAUGUAGCUCCUUCUGAAAUGUAUAGUUUGAAUGCUAGCAAGUCUUUACCGCUUCAUUCCAGGCUGCCUGUUCCUCAAAGUGUUAUGCCAACUAAUCAGAAAAAUGGAAAUGCACAGUUUCAACAUAACACAUUACCGAAUGCCAUGAUCUCCAGCAAUGAAAGGAACAACAGUGAAGGGGGGCAAGUAAUUCCCAGUAAUGUAGUGCCAGAAUGUGAGAGAGUAAUUUGGCAGAGAAAAGAUGGUCCUGCUAUGGUAGUAAGCCAUUCAAAUAACAGUGGAAUGCCUUCUCCUUUUAAACAAAAUGACAGCUGUGCUUCCUCCAUGUCUGGUCACCCUGGCACAAAAGCUAUUGCGGUUGUGCCCCCAUUGUCGCAGGAAGAGUAUCACUCUCCAACCAGUAGUGAAACUUGUAAAUCUGUAGAUGAUGCACAGAAAAGCUGCAUUUCAACUGAUUUGUCAACAAUCAACGAGACUACAUUUGGAAGAGGGGUACCCAAUCAGAAUCAAGUGACCCCCAAAAAGGCAAACGCAAAUGAAGCUCUUUUAACAAUUUCGGACUCUGAGACUGAAAGCUUGGCUGAAACAUUAAUCCAGAAUGAUAAUGAACCAAUUGUUCAAAAGGUAUCCGAAGUUUCAGUAAGUGUAACCAGUUCUGGAGAGCACACUGAAGGGACUCUGCCUCAGUUACCAAAUUUUAAUGAACUUUCAUUGCUUCCAGCAAAAUCUUGGACUGCUGAGGCUCUGACCAAAUUGAUAUUGGAGAUGGAUGAAGCUCAACCCAAACCUAUAAACAAUUUAAAGUGUUCAAGUAUCAUCAAAAUAAUGAUGAUGCCCUGGAACAAAAACUGUGAGGUCAUUACUAACUACAAUAAAGACUGUCAGAAGUGUUUGCUCUCUGAGGUACAAGAAUUCUGUGAGACGCACAUCAAGCAGGACACUGUUGUACUGAAACAAGUUACCCCCGACUUUCAGGACCAACUCAAACGGUACAUUAUUCUUAAAGAUGAUGAAAUGCCCUCAGAGCCUCCUUACAAAUCUCUGUGGUUGAAUGUCAAUGAUCAGCUUGAUGACAUUGAUAAAGAGUUUGGCUUUCCUCUGGCCUUGAAGCGGCAUAUUGUUGUUGAGGAAACUGAAAGCCAGGGACACAAUUUCGAAGUGAUUGAUAACAUUCCUGAACCAACUGUGGAUGAGGCAGUAAACAAAGGUCUUUAUCCAGCCAAGUCUGAAUCGGUUGGCAUGGAGAAAGAGAGCCUAAUCUCCCAAUCCCCACCUGCUUCCUCUCAGGAGUCCUCAGACAAAAGUGUUGGUGAAUCGAGCUACUCCUUCAAAAUAGAAGUUUUGCCUCCAGAGGAAGCCAAACUCAUCUUUGAGCAAGUAAAUCCUAAGAACCAGAAAAGUUCCAGUUGUGAGAAAGAGACUGUCACUGGCUCUGGGAAGUGGGACGGAAUUGAAGACAUGGGUCCCACAUUAAAUAAUCUUAAAGUGAAGAAGUCUUUAGACAAUCAGCUCAAAGAGAUCUGCUGCCUUACAAGGUUUGUCGAAAUUAAUGCAGGAGUGAAACUACCGUCCAAAUGCAAAUGUGGCAGCAAAAAAAGAGCAAAUGAGAGCACCACCAAUACCCUUAAACUUGACCCUGACUUUUGCCAAGAGGAUGUUAAUUUUCCUCUUAGUAAUAUUAAACCUUCCAGUCACCUUAGUCAUAUUAUUGAUUUGACUGAUGAUGAUGACCAACUUCUUUCAUUAUUUGAUAACGAACCUGAGCCCAUUGUCCAGACCUGCAGCCAGUCAAAUGCUGUUGUUUGUGAGCUAAAGGACAAAGAGAUUUCUUCAGAAUUUUCUCUCCAAGAUUUGCAAAGUUUUGUAAUCAAGAAGAGAGAAACUGGAAUAGAACAUGUACAAGAAGAUGUGUUAAAAGAACCUGUGCAGUCGAGCAAUUCAGCCAGUUGUACCCAGCUAUCUACAGAGGAUUCUGACAACACAAGGACUAAAGAACCACAUUUGUUAUCGAACCAGGAAAAAGAGGAAGAUGCUCCUGUAACAUCCCACGGCAAUGUGAGGUCCCCUUCAGAAAACCAAACCAAAUUAGAAGUUAGUGAUGUAGACAAACGGAUGUUAAACAUUAGUGUUUGUAAAGCUCCAGAUGACAAAACAAAAGGCAAGAGACAAAAAAAGAAGAGACAAAGAAGUCUUGAACAUUAUUUUCACUCACUAAAAAAACCUAAGAUAUGUAGACUGCCGGUUGCCUCAGACUCAAAUCCCACCUCUGAAGCUCAGAAUUUGUUUUACAAGGAGAAAACUUUAGCACUAGUAUUAUUUGGACAGCAAGAGGCAAGUUCUUCUAAAAAAGACAAGUGCCUGGUUUCUUCUCCAAUAACUGCAUCUUAUGAGAAACACAAACCUCCUGGAGUUCUCUCUGUAAAAUUGGAUUCCUCAGGAAGGGACAUCACUACAGCCAAUACCACAAAGGACUGCUCUGUCAAACAGAAGAUCUAUGAAAAAUGGCGGAGGAGUGUUCCAACUAUAAAUAGUUCAGUUGCUACUCAGUCCAAAAAAAAGAUGAGAAGGCGACACAGUUUACCUGCUUCUUUGUCUAUUGAGAGGACUGAAGAGAAGAAGACAGUUUCCCCAGAACUGAGGCUCUCUGAUAGAACUAGGAAGUACAUUCUGAGUCUCAAGAAGAGGAGGGCCCUCACUGAAUGCCGUAGACGUGAAGAGAUAAAGAGGAGUUACAGUGUUACAAUUGAAAAGCCUGAACAUCAACAAGGAAGGGAGAUGGAUGAGGAAGGUGACAGGAUGGUAAACCGUGAUGGUAUAGUCUUGAAGUUCAGCGUCCUGCCCAACACCUUUAACUUCACGGCCGGGUCUUCUGAAAGGGAGAAAGCUGAAUCCAUUUCAGUUUGAAACCAGUAGAAAAGGUCCAUCAAGAACCUGCAAAAAAGCUAAAAGUGAGAACAUGGUAUUCAAGUGAAGCCAUGCAAUAUAGGCCUCUAUGUGUCCCCAAGAAUCCCGGCCUCUUUGAUGAGUAUCGGAAGAAAUACAAGGAGAAGACUCUCACAUCGACUGAUGAAUAAUCUGUUUUCUAUUUCACUUCUGUAUGUGGACUGCUAAUAUGUCUUUGUACUGUAUAUUCAGGGAGUAAAACUAUCAGUUUUAGAUUUUACAUAACUGAGAAUCACUGACCUCAUCUGUUUUCCUCUUUUCACAAGAUGUAAAUGUUAAAACUGAAAAUUUUGUGCAAUUAUAUUGUGUAUGCCUGAGUGGCCUACUGGUUUGUAAAAUUUACUUUGUUCAUUUCUUUUUUUUUUUUUACUUUUUUACCAAGUAACAUUUUUGUGCUUUUGGUUUUCUCUGAGACUAAUGGAAAAGUUACAAAAUUUGAAAACUUCCUUUUGAUUUAACUUUUUUACAUUUCUCUGUGCUUUAUAAAUAAAGUGUUUGACAAUGAUGCUGUGUAUAGU
Molecule: messenger RNA, 5174 nt
Organism: Cyprinodon variegatus (sheepshead minnow)
Lineage: Eukaryota; Metazoa; Chordata; Actinopteri; Cyprinodontiformes; Cyprinodontidae
Exons: 4
Coding region: 274-4617 (1447 amino acids)
Source: RefSeq, a predicted model, not a curated record